GAUUUCUAAAACAUGUUUACCUGCAAAUGGACAGGCGCGUGCUAGCUGCCGCUGGCCUCGAGAGAGUGCCGCUGCGGUCGGGAGGACGACAGACUGACGUCAUCGGCACUGACGCAGAGCGAGCCGAGGUAUCACAGAGGCAGAGCAGCAGCAGCAGCACCAGCAUCCCGGCUAACCGACGGUACCUCACCAAUCUCCCAGCAUCAGCGAAGUGUUUUCUCACUGAGCAUCCUCCAGGAAUAACGAGAUAAAAGAUAAGAUGGCCACCUCCUCCUCCACUCUGGAAGAAGACGAGAGUUUGAAGGGCUGUGAAAUAUUUGUGCAGAAGCAUAACAUCCAACAGAUCCUCAAAGAGUGCAUUGUGAACCUCUGCAUCGCUAAGCCUGAGCGUCCUAUGAAGUUCCUGCGGGAGCAUUUUGAAAAGCUGGAGAAGGAAGAAUGCAAGCAGAUCAUGGCACGACAGAAAUCUAACAGCCAGUCGGACUCACACGAUGAUGAGGUUUCUCCUCCACCGCCCAACCCUGUUGUCAAGGCCCGGCGCCGUAGGGGAGGGGUCAGCGCCGAGGUCUAUACGGAAGAGGAUGCUGUCAGCUACGUACGCAAGGUUAUCCCAAAGGACUACAAGACCAUGACCGCCUUGGCCAAGGCCAUCUCCAAGAAUGUGCUGUUUGCUCACCUGGACGAUAAUGAGAGAAGUGACAUAUUUGAUGCCAUGUUCCCAGUCACCCACAUCGCGGGGGAAACAGUCAUCCAGCAAGGCGAUGAAGGAGACAACUUCUAUGUGAUUGACCAAGGUGAAGUGGACGUGUAUGUGAACGGGGAGUGGGUGACCAGUAUUGGAGAAGGUGGUAGUUUUGGAGAGCUGGCCCUGAUCUAUGGGACUCCAAGAGCUGCCACCGUCAAGGCCAAGACUGAUCUCAAACUGUGGGGCAUUGACCGAGACAGCUACCGACGCAUCCUCAUGGGCAGCACACUGAGGAAGAGAAAGAUGUAUGAAGAGUUCCUCAGCAAGGUCUCCAUCCUUGAGUCUCUAGAUAAGUGGGAACGUCUGACUGUGGCUGAUGCUCUGGAGCCUGUUCAGUUUGAGGAUGGAGAGAAGAUAGUGGUGCAGGGAGAACCUGGUGAUGACUUCUUCAUUAUUACAGAGGGAAUAGCCUCUGUUCUGCAGCGCAGGUCAGACAACGAGGAGUACGUGGAGGUUGGCCGCCUCGGACCCUCUGACUACUUUGGUGAAAUCGCCCUGCUGUUGAACCGUCCCAGGGCAGCCACCGUAGUCGCUCGUGGUCCACUCAAGUGCGUGAAGCUGGAUAGGCCCCGCUUUGAGCGUGUGCUGGGGCCAUGCUCAGAGAUCCUCAAGAGGAACAUCCAGAGAUACAACAGCUUCAUCUCCCUCACCGUGUGACAUGUCGGCCCCUUCUGGGCCCCACCAGCAGGGGUGGGCAGCAACAUCAGAGUUUGGGUCCGUGGGUGGGAAGAGGUGAGGACGCAGAGUAAAGGACAUGGGUUUUCCAUCCACAACUACAGGGCGCUUAUUUUCUGCCCUUUUUCCCAUUUUGCGCCUUUCUUUUCUUUUGAUCUUGUGCACUUUUACUUGACCCGUGCUGUCACGUAGCUUUAUGUCAAAACCAACAUGCAGGAGUGUAGAUAUCAUAGUGAGAACAGAGACCAUUCAACUCAUUACACACUGUAAAUGAGUCAUACUUUUUAGACUGACAAAGGAUGGCGUUUUCACUUUCAUGAAUUUACAAAGGGUUAGGAUGAAUUCAGGAAAUGAGAAGGAAGUAAAGUCAUGUUUACGUACAACGGGAGGAAAUGUGUACACAUUUCUUUUUUCGCUGGCUGUUUGCCUUUUCUUUCACUUCCGGGUGUGCGUGGUACCAUUUCUAGGACGAAUCAGACCUGCACUACACAGACCUCUGUUCCCCUGAGAUGUAGAGAAAAAUUAUAAAGUAUUGGCUAUUUCAUUUUUUGUGCUUCUUAAAGGAAAGUUACGGUUGAUUCCAACACACAGCUCUGUCGUUUGUAAAUUUGGAGUGCUGUCAGUAGAGAAAAAAAUGACAAAAAUUGAUGCUGUUUACACCGUGUUAUCUUCCUGCUAGCGUUAGAGCCCAACAGGCUUAAACAGGGCAAGUUUUAAACAUGUUUUUAGCCUCUCAACAUUUUCAAAAUGUCAUUAAAAGUGCCUACCCAUGUGCAGUGAUUCCUUCAGCGUGAACACAGUGAAUCUGACUGCUGUAGAUGUGAAAAAAAUGCAUGAAAGUUGUGUUAAUUUAGCUGUGUUUAGUUCUGGUGUUGAUACUGCAAAGAAUGCUUUGGGACGUCUACACACAGAAAAGAUAUACAAACAUAUUUUCAAAAAUAAGUAUAUGCUUAAUUUUUUAAAGUAAGUGCUGUCCUGCUAGUACAACUAGCAGGAGACAAGUUAUAAUUGAGGUAAGUUUGGAGUCACUACCUUAUUUAAUCAUUAAAUUGAUUGCCUACAUAUUUUUGUUUUAUCUCUUUUCUGUGUUCUAGUUUGUAGACGGUCCCUAAGCUCUCUAACGGCCGUCUCAACACCGGAACUAAACGCAACUGAAUUAGCACAACUUUCACGCAUUUCUGUCACAUCUACUGCCGUCAGAUUCACUGUGUGUUCACUCGGAAGGAAUCAUUGCACUUUUAAUGCCUUUUUUAACAUGUUUAGAUGCUAAAAACAUGUUUAAAACUUGCCCUGUUUAAGCCUGCUGGGUGCUAACUCUAGCAGGAGGUGUAGGCAGCACCGAUUGGUUUCAUUUGUCUCGAUACUGACAGCACUACAAUUUGUUUUUUUAAACAGAGCUGUUGAAAUCGACCGGAAUUUUCCUUUAAAUGUGGUUUUAUUGCUAUUAUCAGUCAGGGGGUUUGUUAAAGGCAGUGAUAUGUUUAGUUAAGAUUUUAAUAUUAUGUACCAAAAGAUUCCUCUCUUUCCAGUCCCAAUAAUCCCUGAAGUGGCUCAGUCUGAUCUGUGAGCACUGGGAUUCCAAAGCAGCAGUAGUGUUAUCAAUCCAGUCCACAUGCACACAAACGGUCUGAAACCCACUGACAUGAAACACACAACCAUACUGUAUAUGCUGACAUUGUCUCAGGACUAUAUGAAUUAUCAACACACACACACACACACACACACACACACACACACACACACACACACACACACACACACACACGUCUUACCUGAUGCUUUUUUUUUAAGCUGAUAUAGUUCUGUUAAAUUGCUAGAUGAAAGCUUUUGCACCACUUUAGAGUUUGUAACGUUUGGUAAAUACAGAGGUUUGAUUUAGCGAUUUUUAAGACAUGACUUAUAAGCUGUAAAUAUAUCAAAUUAAGUAAAAAAUAUACUUGUGUUGCUUUCCUUUGCUCUACUGUAAGAUGUUAAAGUUGCACAACUGAUGUUGUAUAAAAUGGGAACUUAUGAAAAGAAUCUUUCUAUAUUCUCUUUCUCCCUCUGUGUACAUCUUUCUUUCAUCUAUCAAACCAUCUUAAGCAAAUAAAGAUAAGCUUCUGAAA
Molecule: messenger RNA, 3525 nt
Organism: Etheostoma spectabile (orangethroat darter)
Lineage: Eukaryota; Metazoa; Chordata; Actinopteri; Perciformes; Percidae
Gene: prkar1b
Product: protein kinase, cAMP-dependent, regulatory, type I, beta
Exons: 11
Coding region: 260-1402 (380 amino acids)
Biological process (GO): negative regulation of cAMP-dependent protein kinase activity
Cellular component (GO): cytosol; cAMP-dependent protein kinase complex
Molecular function (GO): protein kinase A catalytic subunit binding; cAMP-dependent protein kinase inhibitor activity; cAMP binding
Source: RefSeq, a predicted model, not a curated record